AUGGACUCCAAGAUGUACGAGAACGCGGUGUGUCUGGCGCCGAUGGUGCGCGCGGGAACGCUGCCUUUGCGCUUGUUGUCGCUGCGAUACGGUGCCGAUUUGGUCUACGGCGAAGAGAUCAUUGACAAAAAGAUUGCAGCCACUACCCGAGUUGUCAACGACGUGUUGAACACGGUCGACUACGUGAGUCGCACUGGGGACAGCGUCGUGUUUCGCACGUGCGCGGAAGAGUCGUCCAAGGUCGUGUUCCAGAUCGGCACGGCGUCUGCUGUCCAUGCACUUCAAGCUGCAGAAACCGUCGCGCGCGACGUUGCGGCCGUGGACAUUAACAUGGGAUGCCCCAAGCAUUUCUCAGUGCAAGGCGGGAUGGGCAUUGCUCUCAUGGGAAAACCUGAUGUGGCUGCGGAUAUCGUGAAGACGCUCCAGCGCAACCUCAACAUCCCUGUGUCGUGCAAGAUUCGCAUCAAGUCGACACCACAAGAAACUAUCGAUUUCGCCAAGGCGAUGGAGCUGUCGGGGGCGGCGGCUAUCGGCAUCCAUGCCAGAGAAGCGCAUGAACGACCGAUGGACGACGCCCACUGGGACGCCCUACCACUGAUUCCGUCGGCGUUGUCGGUUCCCGUUCUGGCGAAUGGCGAUAUUUGGACUCAAGCAGACGUUGCUCGCGUACGUCAGGAAACCGGGUGCCAGUCCGUGCUCAUUGCGCGCGGCGCCUUAAGCAAUGCGUCGUGUUUCCGAGCGGCGGGAAUGGUGCCGUACCAAGAGAACGUUGAAUCGUACCUCAAACUUGCGGCGGACACAGACAAUGUGUUCCAAAACACCAAGUACAACAUCAGCCGCAUGUUGCCAGCGAAAGACGUGACCGCAGCCGUCAACGUACACGACCCUCCAUGCACGUUGGCUUUCUCUCGACCUGACUUGUAGGUCGCUUCAAUCGCUGACACCAAAUCGAACGCGGAAAUGUUUGGGCUGUUUGGCCUGCGAGCGUACUACGAGACAACACAAGCUGCGUUUGAAGCCAAAGCGACCGCCGCUGCCCUCCUGCGCCCGACCUACGCCCCGGACAGAGCCUAUGACGACAGCCACAUCACGAAUCGUUCACUGUACUGUGAUCCGUGUGGUGUCCAGCUUCUCAGUGCCCAGGACGUUGCCCUCCACGAAAAGGGCAAGCGACACAAGAAAAAGCUGCGCGCGAUUGCGAGCCAAACGAUUGCAACGGCGCUUGCUGGGUUGGACAACACGACCAACGAUGGUGGCAACCAUGACGACAAUGCCGACGACGAACGUGAGAAUCCGGCUGCAAAGCGGGUCAAGCACACCACCGCAGGCACUCCGUAUGAUGCAGCGGACAAUGCAUGACCCUACGAGCGUCGAGUUGACCUCGACCAAGACGACUCUGUCGCUGUUUUCUCCAUCCAGGCGACUAAAUCAUCAAAACGAUCCCUGUUCAAGUGCACUUGUACAUGAUGCGCAACCAUUCUCGCCCAAACCGGGAUGCACCACCGUGGCAAAUGCGGUCGAGUUGCGUGAGACUUUACCAGGCGUGGGUCGGCAGCGUCGAACGACCUUCUCUGAAAUGACGUCAGCGCCGCGCCGUCUUGAAUAGGACAGUGUAUCGAUCCCGGCGUUGCCCACCGCGUUGGCGCACGUCAAACGAUGCAAACUUGUGCGUCUGGCUGGUCCAGAUGUGAAAACAGAAGCGUACGUGACCGG
This is a messenger RNA of Aphanomyces invadans, 1713 nucleotides long. RefSeq lists its product as hypothetical. The transcript has 9 exons. The coding region runs from base 1 to 924 and encodes 307 amino acids. The record is from RefSeq and is a predicted model, not a curated record. Gene Ontology annotation, cellular component: cytoplasm. Gene Ontology annotation, biological process: tRNA dihydrouridine synthesis. Gene Ontology annotation, molecular function: flavin adenine dinucleotide binding; tRNA dihydrouridine synthase activity. NCBI's taxonomy places the organism in Eukaryota, Oomycota, Saprolegniomycetes, Saprolegniales, Verrucalvaceae.